AUGUCAUCAACUUUCCGUCCAAGAAGAGUCGUUCCAAAUGCGGUUAAUACUCCGAUUUUGACAAAAAUCCAGACGUCUUCCAGCAUUAACAACUCAGAAGCUGAACAGAUCUUAUCUGAAUUCAUCUACGCGAGCGAGGCUGUCGCUGCAAGCUUCACAAGUAGCAGUUUAGUGGAUAACGAGGCCGGUUCAGCUACGGGUUUCUCAGACAGCGCUGGUUCCAAUGCUUUAUUGAGUCAGUUGAAGAGAGUCCAAAGAGACUUGAGAGGGUUACCUCCUUUGGUUGCUGAGCCAACUGCUGUUGUCACUAGUAGCAGAGACAACAAGAAGAUUAAAUUCGAUGACGAUGAUGUAGAAGUUGAAGAGCCAAAGAAUAAGAAGAUCAAGUUCGACCUGGAAGAACCUGCAGAAGAAGUACCUGAAUAUGAAGAAGAGCAAGAAGAAAAACAAGAAGAACACGAACAAGAAGAAGUCACCGUGAUAGAGGAGGAGGAAAGCGAAAAGAAGCAUAAAAAGGAAAAGAAAGAAAAGAAGCAGAAGAAAGAGAAGAAAGAAAAGAAGCAUAAGAAGGAAGACAAGGAAUAG
Messenger RNA from Scheffersomyces stipitis CBS 6054, 585 nucleotides. RefSeq lists its product as uncharacterized. The record is from RefSeq and is a predicted model, not a curated record. The coding region runs from base 1 to 585 and encodes 194 amino acids. NCBI's taxonomy places the organism in Eukaryota, Fungi, Ascomycota, Pichiomycetes, Serinales, Debaryomycetaceae. The transcript has a single exon.